AGUUACUGUAAAGAGGACAGUGUGUCAUAGCAAAUAGUUUUUAAACAACAAAUGAUUGGUCUCUAGUAAGAGUGAUGCUUCUUAAACCAGCCUUGACAUCAAAACAUGGCUGGUUUGUGUUCAUCUAAGCAAUGUUUUCCGAAUAACUGCACGUGAUUGGCCCUCGGGCCGAACAUGUGAUUGACAGGUGACGAGAUGCCAUCGAAGGUGUCGUGCUUGUACAUGCUGACUGUGGUCUGCUGGGCCAGCGCUCUGUGGUAUCUCAGCGGUUCCCGGCCUUCGACCACCUAUGUGGGUCAGAUGACUUUCACCGCCCGCAAAGUGCUCCCGAGGCGCUCGAAGAACGAGACGUUCAGCAACAUCCGCACACGUUCCCUCAAUCCGCACGAUUUCAAUUUCCUUAUUAACGAGCCCAAAAAAUGCGAGGGCGCUGCACCCUUCCUCAUCCUCCUCGUCAGCACUAACCACAAAGAGUUUGACGCCCGCCAGGCGAUUCGCGAGACGUGGGGAGACGAGAACACGUUCGGCGACGUCCGCGUUUUGACUCUGUUCCUCCUGGGGUUCAGCACGGAGCCUGUCCUCAACCAGAUGGUGGAACAAGAGAGUCAGAUCUUCCAUGACAUCCUGGUGGAGGACUUUGUGGAUUCCUACCACAAUCUGACCUUGAAAACCCUCAUGGGAAUGCGCUGGGUGUCGUCAUACUGCCCAAACGCCCAGUACAUCAUGAAAACCGACAGCGAUAUAUUCGUGAAUAUGGACAAUUUGGUGUUUAACCUUCUUAGACCCAACGCCAAGCCGAGGCGACGCUUUUUCACAGGCCGCGUAAUAAACGGCGGACCCAUACGUGAUGUCCGCAGCAAGUGGUUCAUGCCUAGAGAUCUCUACCCUGACAGCAGGUAUCCGCUCUUCUGUUCUGGCACCGGAUAUGUGUUCUCCGGAGAUGUGGCGGAGUUGAUCUACAAGACCUCGCUACAUACGAGACUCCUUCAUCUUGAAGAUGUGUACGUGGGACUGUGCCUGCGUAAACUAGGCAUUCAGCCCUUCCAGAACAAUGGAUUUAAUCACUGGAAGAUGACUUACAGUCUAUGCCGCUACCGAAAGGUGUUGACUGUACAUCAGAUCUCACCAGAAGAGAUCCUCAGAAUAUGGAACGAUAUGGCCAACAAGAAACAUCUCAAAUGUUAA
Messenger RNA from Paramisgurnus dabryanus, 1185 nucleotides. NCBI's taxonomy places the organism in Eukaryota, Metazoa, Chordata, Actinopteri, Cypriniformes, Cobitidae. The record is from RefSeq and is a predicted model, not a curated record.